AUGUCGUCGUCUUGUAUCCAAUCGUCGUCUUUUGCUAUCGGAAAACCCGAACCACAACCCACCAGCGUUCUUAAUUUUGUGGAUCCUAGCUCGUUGUCCUCUUCAGCAUCGUCACCUUCAUCCAAUGCAUCUCCUCAAAUGCUAGAAAACAAGGAACAUCCAUCCAUUGAUCGUCGCUUCAGCUAUACUGAAAUGUUGUCUGAACAUGUACCUCCUGCCACGGCUGCUACAGAUUAUACACAGCAUGAUGCCAACAGCUAUCAUCCUCAUUUGCAUCAUCCCACCAUGACCAAUUCUUCAUCACCUUCCAACAGCAGUAGCGGUGAUGAAUACCACGCAGCUGUCAGCACCCCAAACAAUACAAUGCUAGCUGAUCCCAUGAGCAUGGCUGCAGCUGCAGGCUUUGGUAACAACUUGUUCUCGCCUGUACAUCCUCUUGCUGCUGCCAGUAGCAUGGCGCCUCCAUUUCAACAUAGGCAUUCAAUUGCAAGCCCUUCUCCUUUUGGAUUUUACGAUAAUGCUCCACCAAGACAUCAUUCUUUCAGCCAUCCAAACGCCUUUCUCGAUCAACGCAAUGAUAGCCUUGUUCAAGGAUUUGCCAACUUGUGCACCACUCGGCCUGUCAUGUCUUUUGGAAAGGAUGACCAUGCUAUGCGCAUGGGUUACCCACCUCCACUUCCUCAACCCACAGCCCAUGAAGCCAACAACAACAAUAGACGCUCAUCAUCCCAAGAAGGCAAACCACAAAAGACUCCCCGUUCUCGAGGUCGUCGCGUGUCCAAUGUCCCCAGCAAUGGUGUUCGCAUGUUCACAUGCAAGGCUGAUGGCUGUGGCAAAGUCUUUAAGCGAUCAGAACAUCUCAAACGUCAUAUUCGAUCCAUUCACACUUUGGAAAAACCCUUUGAAUGUCCUUAUCAAAGUUGCAGCAAGCGUUUCUCGCGCUCAGACAAUCUCAACCAACACAUUCGCAUCCAUCGUCAUAGCACCAGCAAUGGUACCAAGGAUACUCCUAAUAUUACAGCACCAAACAAGAUCACUCCCCCUUCUACUACAAGCGUAUCAGUAUCUGCACCCACCAGCUUUCCAAGCUUCGCUCAAGCCUACAUAUGA
Lichtheimia ornata is the source of this 1110-nucleotide messenger RNA. RefSeq lists its product as uncharacterized. NCBI's taxonomy places the organism in Eukaryota, Fungi, Mucoromycota, Mucoromycetes, Mucorales, Lichtheimiaceae. Gene Ontology annotation, biological process: regulation of transcription by RNA polymerase II. The record is from RefSeq and is a predicted model, not a curated record. The transcript has 2 exons. Gene Ontology annotation, molecular function: RNA polymerase II cis-regulatory region sequence-specific DNA binding; DNA-binding transcription factor activity, RNA polymerase II-specific. Bases 1 to 1110 code for a protein of 369 amino acids.